AUGACGGCAUGGGCAGUGGUGUUAGAUAACUUUGUCAAGAGCUCAGAGGUAUGCUUCGGCUAUCUUGUAUCUGGUCGAGAUGUUCCUGUAGAAAGGAUCGAAGACGCAGUUGGACUCUACAUAAAUCUCGUCCCUUGCAAAUGCACGAUACUGCAAGAUAGUUUGCUACAGCAGCUACUCACAGAUGUUCACGAAGAUUUUGUGAGAAGUUCACCUAACCAGAGCUUCACUCUAACGAGUUCCCCAGGCGGGGAAUUCCAAGGGAGAUCUCUAUUUAAUGCUACAAUCUCUUUCCAAAGGGACGACUCUUCCAAUCAAGAAAUAGCUCCAGACAAAACUACCUCUUUGGAGAGAUUAUGGUCAAGAGAUCCUACAGAGGUCAGUUAUUCUUUGACGAACAUAGGCAAAGAUCAGGAAGCGAACAUUUUACAGUACGAUAUUGUGCUAAGUGUCGCUGACAAAGGUGACGCAAUGCUGGUAUCUCUGUAUUUCUACAAUGGGAGGAUUCCAGAGACUGAAGCUAAAGCUAUCGCCAUGGUCUUUAGCCAUGUUAUUGCUUCCAUAAUUGAUGAGCCAGAGCACACGAUCCAGCAGGUCUUGCCAAGGUAUCAUUCAUGUUAG
Trichoderma harzianum CBS 226.95 is the source of this 621-nucleotide messenger RNA. RefSeq lists its product as hypothetical. Lineage: Eukaryota; Fungi; Ascomycota; Sordariomycetes; Hypocreales; Hypocreaceae. The coding region runs from base 1 to 621 and encodes 206 amino acids. Gene Ontology annotation, biological process: secondary metabolite biosynthetic process; amino acid activation for nonribosomal peptide biosynthetic process. Gene Ontology annotation, cellular component: cytoplasm. The transcript has a single exon. Gene Ontology annotation, molecular function: catalytic activity; phosphopantetheine binding. The record is from RefSeq and is a predicted model, not a curated record.